AUGGAGUCGCGGCGGCCGCGGCCGCGCUCGCCACCGGGUCGCGGCGGAAGGGAGAACAAGGGGAUCCGCAGGAAGGGCCCGCCGGCGGCCGGCGGACCUGAGGAGGCCGUGGACGGCAGGAAGCCUAAAUUCCAUUUAAAUAUCAAGACAUUGACAGAUGAUGUGCUGGACAGAUUUGCCAGUAUAAGAAUUCCAGGGAGCAAAAAGGAAAGACCUGCUCUGCCACAUAUGAAGCAGUCACACUCUACAGAUGGGUCAUCUACACCUACUGAUGUGGAAGAUUUUGUUCCAAAACCCCUGUCAGAAAGAGAAAUCAUAGCGCUCUUUGAAAAAAUGAUGGAAGAUAUGAAUUUAAAUGAAGACAAGAAGAUGCCGUUGAGAGAAAAGGAUUUUAAUACCAAAAAAGAAAUGGUGAUGCAAUACAUUAGCACUGCUUCAAAGUCUGGAAGUCUCAAGAACAGUCGAAAGAUUUCACCACAAGAAUUUAUCCAGGAAUUAAAAUCCGGAUCAACAGAUGAAAGACUAGUGACUUGCUUAGAAUCACUUCGUGUGUCCUUAACUAGUAAUCCUGUCAGCUGGGUAGAAAACUUCGGCCGAGAAGGUCUGGGUCUUCUGUUGGAUGUUUUGGAAAGACUGGUUGAGACAAAGCACCAGGACAAAGCUGUGAAGAAAAGCCAGCAUAAGGUUAUACAGUGUUUGAGAGCCUUCAUGAAUAAUAAGUAUGGAUUGGAAAGAAUUCUGGGAGAAGAGAGGAGCCUUUUGUUGCUGAUCAAAGCAAUUGAUCCCAAGCAAACUAAUAUGAUGACAGACAUAGUCAAACUCCUUUCUGCAAUGUGCAUUGUUGGAGAAGAAAGCAUCCUUGAAAAAAUUUUGGAAGCUAUAACAGCAGCAGCAGAGGAAAGAAACGUUGAUAGAUUCUCUCCUAUCGUAGAAGGACUUCAGGAUAACUCAGUUCAGCUGCAAGUAGCUUGCAUGCAACUCAUCAAUGCUCUUGUUACAUCUCCUGAUGAUUUGGAUUUUAGGCUUCACAUCAGAAAUGAAUUUAUCCGCAGUGGAUUGAAAGAGAUACUGCCACAAUUGAAAUGUAUUAAAAAUGAAGCACUAGAUAUUCAGCUGAAGGUAUUCAAUGAGCACAAGGAAGAAGACAUGAUUGAAUUCUCUCAUCGUUUAGAAGAUAUUAGAUCUGAACUAGAUGAAGUAAAUGAUGUUUACAACAUGGUAUGGAAUACAGUUAAGGACACUAGUGCCGAAGGAUAUUUUCUUUCUAUUCUCCAACAUCUUUUGCUAAUAAGAAAUGAUUAUUUUAUACGUCCACAGUAUUUCAAAUUAAUUGAAGAGUGCGUGUCCCAGAUAGUGUUACAUCGCAGUGGAACAGACCCAGAUUUCUCUUAUCGAAAAAGACUAGAUAUAAAUUUCAGCCACUUAGUAGAUAUUUGUGUAGAUAAAGCAAGAUUAGAAGAAUGUGAAGAGCGGGCUUCUGAGCUUUCCAGGAAGUUUGAGAAAGAUUUUGUAGCUCAUCAAGAGACCCAGGCCCUACUGCAAAAAAAAGAAGAAAGAAUCAAUGCACUUGAAGCAGAAUUACAAGCUUUUAAAUCUCAGUAUGGCUCCUUGCCACCUGGAUUUCUACCAUCAACAUCUGGAGAUGCAUCUGCCAUUCCACUGGAAGCUGCAGAACCACAUCAGAUGCCUCCUCCUCCUCCACCACUGCCUUCUAAUGGAGCAAUCCCACCACCACCACCGCCUCCCCCUCCUCCUCCACUUUUGAAUGGCUUGGGAUUUGCUGCAGGAAUUGGUGCUCCUCCACCACCACCACCUCCACCAGGCCUGCCUGGGGUACAGUGGUCUCCACCUUCAUGUGCUCUGCCAUUUGGGCUGAAGCCUAAAAAAGAAUUUAGACCAGAGGUUACCAUGAAAAGGCUCAACUGGUCUAAGAUCAGGCCUCAGGAAAUGACAGAGUCCUGUUUUUGGGUUAAGGCAGAAGAGGACAAGUAUGAGAAUGCUGACAUGCUUUGCAAACUGGAACUUACAUUUUGUUGUCAGAAGAGGGUAAAAAAAGAUGAGGAAGAUUUUGAAGAAAAGAAAUCCAUUAAGAAAAGAAUCAAAGAACUAAAAGUUUUGGACCCCAAAAUUGCACAGAAUCUGUCAAUUUUCCUUGGAUCUUUCCGAGUGCCUUACGAAGAAAUUAAAAUGAUGAUUUUGCAAGUAGAUGAAACACUACUCUCAGAGUCCAUGAUUCAGAAUUUAAUAAAACAUCUUCCAGAGCAAGAACAACUGAAUGCAUUGUCAAAGUUCAAGAAUGAGUACAAUAAUUUAUCUGAGCCAGAGCAGUUUGGAGUUGUGAUGAGCAACGUGAAGAGACUACGGCCACGGCUCACUGCUAUUCUUUUUAAGCUUCAGUUUGAGGAGCAGGUGAACAACAUCAAACCUGACAUCAUGGCUGUCAGUGCUGCUUGCGAAGAGAUAAAAAAGAGCAAAAGCUUCAGCAAGCUGCUGGAACUAGUACUGUUAAUGGGAAACUACAUGAAUGCAGGUUCUCGGAAUGCACAGACCUUUGGAUAUAACCUCAGCUCUCUCUGUAAACUGAAAGACACGAAGUCAGCAGAUCAAAAAACAACACUGCUCCAUUUUCUUGUGGAAGUGUGUGAAGAAAACUAUCAAGAUGUUCUGAAUUUUGUUGAAGAUUUUCAGCAUUUGGAUAAAGCUAGUAAAGUCUCAGCAGAAAACCUGGAGAAGAGCCUGAAGCAUAUGGAAAAGCAACUCCAACAGCUUGAGAAGGAUUUGAAGACAUUUCCAGUUGCUGAAGAUAAGCAUGAUAAGUUCGUAGCAAAAAUGUCCAGCUUUCUAAUUCAUGCCAAAGAAGAUUUUCAGAAACUUUCAGGGAUGCAUGAGAACAUGGAAAAACUGUAUCAGAAUGUGAUGAGGUAUUUUGCAAUCGAUCUGAAGAAAGUUUCAGUGGAGGAGUUUUUGACCGACUUAAACAACUUCAGGAUGAUGUUCAUGCAAGCAAUAAAGGAGAAUAUAAGAAGGAGAGAAGCAGAAGAAAAGCAGAGACGUGCUAAAAUAGCUAAGGAGAAAGCAGAAAAAGAAAAACAAGAGAGGCAACAAAAGAAAAAGCGUUUGUUAGAAAUGAAAACAGAAGGGGAGGAGACUGGAGUGAUGGAUAGUCUGUUGGAGGCCUUGCAGUCAGGUGCAGCUUUUCGAGAUCGAAGGAAAAGAACAACAAGGCCUAAAGAAACACCACAAAAUCUCAGUCCAACCACACAGAGGCCGGUGCUGAAAGCCUGUAACCAUGAGAACCAGAAAGCACAACUAGAGAAGUCGUGUUCACGCCACAAUAUCAGCUUAAACUCGACAAGAAGCCCGGUCACCAAAGAGGUUACUUAUGAUGUGGAAACAAGUUGUAUGGCAUGGAACAAGGCUGCUGGGAGAAAGGAAGCCUAUAACGGAGAAGGCAACAAAGAAAGGAAAACAGAGCGUAACGGGUCUCCUUCUAAGGGAGAAACCAUUCCAGAGGUAGAAGCUCUCCUGGCAAGGCUGCGAGCACUAUAG
Lagopus leucura (white-tailed ptarmigan) is the source of this 3549-nucleotide messenger RNA. It is a transcript of the gene DIAPH3, whose product is annotated as diaphanous related formin 3. The transcript is spliced from 28 exons. Gene Ontology annotation, molecular function: microtubule binding; actin binding; small GTPase binding. Lineage: Eukaryota; Metazoa; Chordata; Aves; Galliformes; Phasianidae. Gene Ontology annotation, biological process: actin cytoskeleton organization; actin filament polymerization. The record is from RefSeq and is a predicted model, not a curated record. Gene Ontology annotation, cellular component: actin filament; cytoplasm. The coding region runs from base 1 to 3549 and encodes 1182 amino acids.